UAGUUUCCUUCUUAUCACCAGUUCUAAACACUUGCUAUAAUGGGACGACAGAAGGAGAAGAAAAGACCGGAACGGCACCUAGCCCUACGCAGAAGGAAAAGCGGAAGGAGAAGCAAAACAACCCCUCUACUACGUGCUAAUAAUGACAUGUCCUCGGACGAGUCUACGUCUAAGGAGAAGAUAAGACCGAAACGGAGCCCGGCUGUACGUAGAAGGAGAAGCAAACCGACCCCUCUACUACGUGCCAAUAAUGACAUGUCCUCGGACGAGUCCAUGUCUAAGGAGGAGACAAAGCUCCUAGCUGAAGCCAUCGUCACGACAGCCUCCGAAAUCAGCAAAACCAUCGAUACGGAUAUUGUGAAUGGCUUCAUCCGUGGGGACAAUGCCACUAUUAUAGCAGCAUCCAUCGCGUCUAUGAACAACAUUGCUGCGGCAGAGCGCAUGACUACGAGCGACACUGCCUCGAUAGAAGAGAUGUUGGCUGAGAUAGCAGAGCUGGAUCCUGUCAAGUUGAACGAGGAUUUUGAGAAGGAGAAUCCGGAUAAAAUUAAGGAUGUCACGGUAUCGGCAUCAUAUCCGGCGGACUCCGACGACGUAUCCAAAACUCCCGCUCCUUCUGCAGUCAACGCUCAGAUAGAGGUACGGAUAUGGACGAAGAGACUUCGCAGAUACGGAAAAGGGAUCUCAAUUGUUUGCUCAAUGCUUGACCGCCAAAGCACUCAAUACCGACACUGGGCAAUUGAAUACAGAGGAGUGUUCCUUGAUCUGCACAAAGAUCCUCGCGACGGGUCUAUUUCUCUCCGAGUUGUUGACGACGACAUGAAGAAGGAAUUCGAUAAAGCCAAAACAAUUGCCCGUUCCGAAAAAGAUACUGUAGCAUUAAGGAAAGCAGCUAGCAGAGUUAUGAGAUCCAUGCAAAAGAAGAAAUAUGAUUUUCUUUCAAACAAUUGCCAGCAUUUUGCUGAGGGAACUGCUGCCUGUUUCCUGUUUGGUGAUAAAGAUUCGAAGGACGCCCAGAAGUUCAAGGUCUCGAUGAGAAAUUUCAGGGACAGGGCAACCCGGGAAAUUCGAUCCUCAAAGAGAGGCAAAGCAGGCGGUUCUACAAGUUGAAGUACAAGGUAGGGAGACGGACUAAUUGGGCGACCUAAUCUAAGACUACCUUAACUCAACUUCAUGCUUCUCCGAGAUGGCAGCUGCACUUCAGUGUACGCCAACCACAGGUCAUCGCGCGAGGGACAUUUUCAUGCCUAUGCUAUGAUCAGACUGCUAUGUUGGAAACCACAUCCACACUCCUGAAUCUGUCCUCCGCGCCUCCGCCGAGACACUUUGAAUUCCCUGCCGAAGCAGUUGGAACUUCCUGUUGCUCACUACCUGGUAUAACUUGCUCCCCCGGGAGUUUAUAUACCCCCUGGAUCAUGCUCAGUAGCAUGCAGAACAGCCCAAAGAUUCCUGCGAGGCCAGAAACAAUCGCAAU
Molecule: messenger RNA, 1474 nt
Organism: Amorphotheca resinae ATCC 22711
Lineage: Eukaryota; Fungi; Ascomycota; Leotiomycetes; Helotiales; Amorphothecaceae
Exons: 4
Coding region: 40-1110 (356 amino acids)
Source: RefSeq, a predicted model, not a curated record